AUGCUGCAAGAGGCCGUACGGCCAAUUGAGCAUGUGCGGAUCGGCAAACACGUCUUCCCGCUCUGUUCCCACCCAAUUCUACGCAAAAAAUUGGAGGAUGACGCGCUCCUGGAGAGAGAGAUUGAGAGGCGGCUUCAGGACCCUCAGCUGCAGCUUGCGAUGAGUGACGUCGUGGAGCGGCUCCUGAAGGAAGGCGUGAAGGGCGGCAUUAGCGAAGAAAUGACGGAAAAUUAUUUGGACGAGGCGCUCGGUCGCAUUGAUGAGCAUUUUGGUGACAUUAGGACGGUAGGCACAUCGUCAGCGAAUUUGCCUGCCAAUUUGACGACGAGCGAUUACCGACGUAAUUUUCUUCCCCCCGUGCGACCGUUGCCCCCCACCGUACGUCGUGUGUUUUCGUUGAAACGCUGUAUUGGCACCGCACCAGCCGGUCAUGGGUUGUCGAUUCAGCAGCGGGGGUUGCGUGCAGCACGGGAACACAAACACCACGUGACUCCCCAGCGGGAUGUCAAUAAAGAAGUGGAUGACGAAACGGGAUCUUUCGCACUUGUGGGACUCUCUCGAAGGCAUCUUUUUUCCUCGUGCUUUAGUGGCAUUGAGGAGGAGGAGGAGGAGGAGGUUGAUUUUAGCCCCACGAAUUCAGUUCCACGGAAGUUUUCUCCAAAAUCCACACAUCGACGAGGAGACGACAGCGAGCAGCGAAGAUCAAAAACGGGGUCCUCACGUCAUUCUAGGAGGGGAACUUCGCCUGAAUGGAGGAAUGCCUUGCGCUUGUUGUUUUACUCCAUGUUGUCACUCCGCCUGGAGGAGAGCGGCGGGGUUCGGCUUGAAGAGAUGGAUCUGCGCGGCCGGUCACAGGGGCUGCUGCGGCUGCAAGGCUCUGUGCUCUCCAUGCUGAAUCAAGAGGCGUUUGGCGCGUUAGAUGUGACACUUGACGGAAAUUCAUCUGCCAUUCACCGUCGUCAGCCAGCUGUGACAAGCAUCCUUCAAUGGUCCCACGCCCAGCGGGCUGAGAGACCGAUCGAGGUUGGGAAAACUGCGCUGCGUCAAAAAGUACUGAACACGCUUGCGCGCCCGCACCAAAUCUCCUCCAUGAGUAAGAAAGUUGUGUGUGCGACGGGGACAUCAUUAAACAGCGCAUGGGAAAAAAUGGAGCCAUCAGUCACCCUGGGAAUUGCAACGAGAGGCACCCAACUGGAAUUACCAAGCGAAACAGGCCGCAGCCGUAUCAUGGCAUCCAUUAUGGAACGAAUCAAAGUGGGCCAUACAGAAAUGGAGAGCAACGAUAAUGUACAAACGUGA
Trypanosoma cruzi is the source of this 1299-nucleotide messenger RNA. RefSeq lists its product as uncharacterized. Lineage: Eukaryota; Euglenozoa; Kinetoplastea; Trypanosomatida; Trypanosomatidae. The transcript has a single exon. The record is from RefSeq and is a predicted model, not a curated record. The coding region runs from base 1 to 1299 and encodes 432 amino acids.